This is a messenger RNA of Ictidomys tridecemlineatus (thirteen-lined ground squirrel), 2774 nucleotides long. The record is from RefSeq and is a predicted model, not a curated record. NCBI's taxonomy places the organism in Eukaryota, Metazoa, Chordata, Mammalia, Rodentia, Sciuridae.
AUGUGGGACUCCAGGUCCAGCCAGGACGGAGGAGGAGGAGGGCGCCAGGACCAGGCACCAGGCGAGCUCCCGCUCUGCAGCAGCGCCAGGAGGAGGGAGCCCAGCGCACCCCCACUUCCGGUCACUGCGGCCCCAGAGCAGCCCCAAGCGCUCCCCACCCAGGCUGGGCCCCAGUUCCCACCGCAGCCACCCGGAGUCCAGGAGGAGGACGUGGACCCCAACUCUGUGCACUCCGUCCCCAGGGGCAUCCCUGAAGGGUCCACCCGGGAGCUGGUGGAGACGUGCUGUGCGGCCGGGCAGCAGUGGGCCGUCCUCAGGGACGAGUGUGCGGGGAUCCCCGAGGGCACGGAGGGCGACGUCUGCAGGACGGCCCAGAAGUACUGCUGCACGUCCUACCUGAAGGAGAAGAGCUGCCUGGCCGGCGUCCUAGUGGCCAAGGAGGGCGGGCCCUGUGGGGCCGAGGACAAUGACACCUGUGGCGUCUCCCUGUACAAGCAAUGCUGCGACUGCUGCGGCCUGGGGCUCCGCGUGCGGGCCGAGGGCCAGCCCUGCGAGGCCAUCCCGGGCCUGGGCUACCCCUGCAGCCACGCCAUGCUGUCCUGCUGCGAGGGACAGGACCCGCUCGUGCCCGAGGUGCGCCGGCCCCCGGAGCCCGAGGCUGCGCCACGCAGAGUUUCAGAAGAAGAUCUGGCGAGCCAGGAGGCCCUGUCCCUGGGCCCAGAGGCGGAGAUGGCCAACAGCCUGCCCGGUGAUGACCAGGACGAGUGCCUGCUGCUGCCCGGGGAGCUGUGCCAGCACCUGUGCGUCAACACGGUGGGCUCCUACCGCUGCGCCUGCUUCCCCGGCUUCGCGCUGCAGGACGACGGCCGCACCUGCCGCCCAGUGUGGGUGGACCGCCUGCCCUCUCUGAGCCUCACUUGCCAUCUUGGGGCUCUGUGGACUCAGACUUCGGUCCAGGCUGAGCUGUCCCUCGGAUGGACUGGGAGGCCCUGGACAGGUGGGUCCUGCCCCCUGCAGACCUGUGGCUGGCACCCGCCCGCUAACGGCCGCUCUGUUUCCCUCCCGUGGCUGCGGCUAGACCAAGACGAGUGUCUGGCGGGCACUCACGAUUGUGGCCGGCGACAGUUCUGUGUGAACACCCUGGGAUCCUUCUCCUGUGUCAAUCACACACUGCUCUGUGCCCAGGGCUUUAUCCUCAACGCGCACAGGAAGUGCGUGGACAUCAACGAGUGUGUGACGGACCUUCAUACGUGCAGCCGGGGCGAGCACUGCGUGAACACCCUGGGCUCCUUCCGCUGCUACAAGGCACUCACCUGCGAGCCCGGCUACGCCCUCAAGGACGGCGAGUGCACAGACGUGGACGAGUGUGCGACGGGCACCCACAGCUGCCAGGCGGGCUUCUCGUGCCAGAACACCAGGGGCUCCUUCUACUGCCAGAUGCGGCAGCGCUGCAUGGAGGGCUUCCUGCAGGACCCCGAGGGCAACUGCGUGGACAUCAACGAGUGCACGUCGCUGCCCGAGCCCUGCCGCUCGGGCUUCAGCUGCGUGAACGAGUGCUGGGCCUCGCCGGGCCGCCUGUGCCAGCACACGUGCGAGAACACGCUGGGCUCCUACCGCUGCGCCUGCGCCUCGGGCUUCCUGCUGGCCGCCGACGGCAGGCACUGCGAAGACGUGAACGAGUGUGAGGCCGGGCGCUGCAGCCAGGAGUGCGCCAACAUCUACGGCUCCUACCAGUGCUACUGCCGCCAGGGCUACCAGCUGGCCGAGGACGGGCACACCUGCACAGACAUCGACGAGUGUGCUCAGGGCGCGGGCAUCCUCUGCACCUUCCGCUGUGUCAACGUGCCCGGGAGCUACCAGUGCGCGUGCCCCGACCAGGGCUACACCAUGAUGGCCAACGGGAGGACCUGCAAGGACCUGGACGAAUGUGCCCUGGGCACCCACAACUGCUCCGCGGCCGAGACCUGUUUCAACAUCCAGGGCGGCUUCCGCUGCCUGCGCUUCACGUGUCCCCCCAACUACGUCCAAGUCUCCGAAAUGAGGUGUGAGCGCGCGCACUGCCCCGACCCCGCCGAGUGCCAGGCGUCCCCGGCGCGCAUCACGCACCACCAGCUCAGCCUGCAGACGGGGCUGCUGGUGCCCGCGCACAUCUUCCGCAUCGGGCCCGCGCCGGCCUUCGCAGGGGACACCAUCUCGCUGGCCAUCACCCGGGGCAACGAGGAGGGCUACUUCAUCACGCGCCGCCUCAACGCCUACACAGGGGUGGUGACCCUGCAGCGCCCGGUGCUGGAGCCGCGCGACUUCGCCCUGGACGUGGAGAUGAAGCUGUGGCGCCAGGGCUCGGUCACCACCUUCCUGGUCAAGAUGCGCAUCUUCUUCACCACCCUCGGUCCCUGAGCCUGUGCCACCUGCCACCCCAGAGUCCCCCGACUCGGCCUCCCCAGGUCCUGGCCUCUCCUGCGCCCGCCCAGCCCGGGAGGGAGGGAGGGAGCUGGUGAUGGAGGCCGCAGGGUGCAAGGUCAAGGUCACUGCGGUGCUGGAGGGCAAGGCCCCGAUGCUGGACCCUGACUGACGCACACACCCCAAAGACAGUGACCAGGUGGACUCAACUGGAGGGCCUGGCCCCAGAGCUGACAUGCCAUUUCCCGUUUCACUGUGAUGAGUUCUGUCCUUUUUUUAAAAAAAUCAUUUUGAAAGUUUGUUUAAUUAUAGAAGUAGCCACGUUGGGAGGAACUGAGUAGCACGAAAGGAUCAUAAAGUUCCGAGUGACGUGC